AUGAGGAUCCCGCUCUUCAAACGCCUGGUCAUCGCCGCCUUCAACGUCUUCUUCCCGCCGUUGGCCGUCCUCCUGAUCACGGGGCCAAAUGAAGACUUCAUCUUCAACUGCGUCAUGUUCCUCCUGGCCGUGAUACCGUCCCACAUCCACGGCUUCUACAUCUCGCUCACCUACUUCCACCGGAAGCGCAAGAUCCGCAACGGCGUCUACCCUGGCAAGCCCAGGUCUCUCAUCUGGAGCGAGCGCGUGAACAACGGCGGCGCGAGCUGGAAGGAAGUGGAGAGGCUGAGACGACAGAAAGAAGACGGCCGCUUGAGCAGGAGGAUCACCCGCAAAAUCACAGGCCAGGCCGCCGCCGCCGAAAGAAGUCGGAGCCGGAGAAUGGUCCAGGAAUGGGACGACGGGCACAAAGAGCAGGAGUAUUGA
Messenger RNA from Exophiala spinifera, 426 nucleotides. RefSeq lists its product as uncharacterized. The coding region runs from base 1 to 426 and encodes 141 amino acids. The transcript has a single exon. Gene Ontology annotation, cellular component: membrane. NCBI's taxonomy places the organism in Eukaryota, Fungi, Ascomycota, Eurotiomycetes, Chaetothyriales, Herpotrichiellaceae. The record is from RefSeq and is a predicted model, not a curated record.